CUCAGACCCUGCCCAGACUGGGACCAGCGCUCAGACCCUGCCCGGACUGGGACCAGUGCUCAGAUCCAGCCUAAAAACAAUGCUCAGACCCUGACUGGGACCACUCCUCGUGAGGCGAACGCGGCCUUCCCUCCCUGCUCCUUCCAGUCGUGUAAGGCUUUGUCAGAACUGGCGGAGCUGAAGAAAAGUUUGGAAGGCACUUGUAAAAUAUAUUAAAGGCAAGACAAGGUUGUUUUGAUUUUUCUGUGUUGUAGUAGGACUUACAGGUCUGAGAGGUGUUUCUCCCCUCAGUCUACAGCAGAAUAUUGUGAUCUUGUUUCCUAGUACCUUCUCUCUUUUUUUCCUUUCCACCUCCCAAAAGUCACAACACUGCAGCAGAUAAUGUUUGGAAGAUGAUAUGUGAAAGUUUAUAUGAGUGAAUACUCCUUCCAAGUAAUAAAUGAGAUUAUUUUAGAUGACAAGCCAAAUAGAGUACAUGUUUAUCUUUGAAGGAGUCAGUAGAGAGAGAAUGUAGGCUGGAAAUACUUUGUGAUAGGCCAAGGUAGACAAGUGGUUUCUUCUUCUUUUUUUUUUUUUUCCUUUUCUUUUUUUCUUCUUCCUUCUAUCAGAGAAGUGGGGCAGGAUUUUGUGAGAAAAGCAUCAUCUUGGCUGUGUCCGAGACUCAGGAAGUUCUAAAUCCGUGUUGAAACAAUUAAAUGUCGCAGUUUUUAAGAUUUCAUUAGAAACCCCGUCCAGCCCCACUGGCUGAGAGCUUUUGAUAAUUUAAAAUCCGCAGUUUUGCUACUUUGGAAUGAUGCUGGGACAACAGUUCACUCCUGGGAGUUAUACAGGAAUUUGGACCUAAAGCAUGAGCUUUGAUACUCUGGUUUUAAGUAUCCAUCUCAUUAUGGUCUGGUCUUGUCUAACACUACAAAGUCAUAUGCACUUUUUUGUCAGAUACUGGUGGUGAUAGAACCAGUUUUUAAAGUAGUGCAGUAUAUAAAAAAGUUAAAGUUUCUUUAACUGUAGUAACUACAUGUAAAAUUCUUACUUACACUAGGUUAAUCCUAGAGAUAUGGAUUUUUUUUCCUCUCUUCAUAUGUGAAGUUCUUUUCUCUUAAUUUUUGAUUAACAAGUGCUGAAGUGACUGUAGAGUAAUCUGUCUUGGAAAUAAAACCUGAUUUAAGUUUUUAAGGUUCAGCAUGACGUGGAUCUGGCAAGAUAUAAAUACAAAUUUAUCUCUCUUGCUUUAUUAUGCUUUCUCUUAUUCGAGGUACAAGCAUAUGUUGUUUUGGCUUUGUUUUUAAAUGAAUGGAUUUCUUUGAUACUGAAGAGAACAGCCAUAGCAAAGUUUCUUCAGCAAGCAGGAAAUAGUGAAAACCAGUAGUGUUUGCCUAUGCCUGUUUUUGUGGUGGUGUUUUUGAAGCUUGGUUUUGAUAGAUCACAAACAUUGUGGAGUCUUGCUGAUAAAAUAUUUGUUUAGCUCUUGACAUCUCUGAAAUUUGCCAAAAACCUUUGUCUUUUUUGAUUUGUGAAUCAAAAGACAAAGACAUCUACAUUCUGGAAAGACAUAAUUGUAACAUCUUCUCCUUGCUACCACCACAAACCAAAUUUGGGUUGAUUAUCUAGGUUUUGGUUUCUCUUUAAUCCCAGUUGCUGUAAAGAUAUUGGUACAGUGACAUAUAACAUAAGGAAGCAUUUGUUCCACAGGAAAGAAAAAUGGGUCCAGGUUUUUAUAAACAGUCAAAGCUGGAAAUAAUACUAAAUUUUAGUGAAAAGAAUUGAAAGCAAGACUGACUUGUUGGAAACUAAACUUCCAUUAAAAACCUUUUUGUUCCUUUUGGACAAAGCCAUAGGACACCUGUUCAUGACAGAAGACUUUACUAGUAGAAGGAAGGCAUUGCUCUAGCAGCAGCUUUGAUUAGGAUAAAAUUAACAGGUAUUUCAUGGAAUGUCUGUGUAGCUUCUGUCCUCUGGUGCAGGUCUUUAGUAACAUCACUGUUCAUUUCCCAGUACAUUCCUAGAUAUUUUUCAAUUCCCCAGGGAUUUGUAUCACCUCAGGAGUGUAACAAUAGUGGGAGGAAAAGGCCGUGCAAAGGACUUUAUGUUUCUCCUUUUCUUGCUGUUUCAGCAUUACUUGAAUCUCUGGCCAGCAGCUAAUUUUCUGCACUGGAAGACAAGAAAGAAACAGCAGUGGUUAACAAGUUUCUUCAUAUAUUACUCUGAAACAAAUGUAGUACUUUCUCACAUUAAUACUUUCCUAAUCUCACUUUGUUGUGUAACUAAACUUUCUGCUGCCUCAAGAAAGAAAUGUCUUGGUAUUUGUGAGAAUCAUUCCUAGGAGUGUCUCUAUCUUAAAAAGUAAUUUCUCUUAUGACAAUAAUUGCAAGAAGAUGAAGAGAAUGGCAGGCAUGGAAAUGAGUCCAUAACCCCCAGUACCUUGGUUUCAGAGUCCCACUGAAAAUGUGGAAGAUGGCAUUAGUCACCUACCAGUUGAUGCCUUAAGCUUUGACCUGUCUUAAAAUGAAUAAAUAGUUAAAAAAAACCCUCCAAACCCCAAACAAAAAAAAACAAAAGAAAUCUCCCCAGGUUCCCCUCCCCCAUCUAUUUGGAAAUAUGGCCUUAGCCCAAAGAUUUCUGAAGACAACAGUGAUAAUUCUACAUUUACAGUUGGAGCUAUUGUGUAACAAAAAAGCUGUGUUUUGUCCAUGGAUUAAAGUUAGCAUAACAUGAAACUUGAAAGUUCAGAUUGUCCUGUGAGCAAUGCAGUUGAGAUAGGAGCAUUUCCAGUCAGGUGUGAGUUUGUUAUUUCAGUGGAUCUGCCGUGCCUUUUGUCACUGUUUUACAUGAUGUGUUGUGGUUCACUCUGCUCUCCCUGUUCCAAUUGCAGCUGGAGAAUCAUUUCCUUUGGAGCUUGUUCCUGGUGGAUCAGCCAUGCCUGUGUCAGCUGAUGAACCUGGGGGGGACCCAGCUGGGAGAGAUCCAGGUCAAACUCCAGCUGGAACUGAAGGACCACAAGAACCAUCCACUGCACAGAAUGCGAAAGCUCGACAGGCUGUGUCGCGCAUCAGCCGCGAGGAACUGGAGGACAGGUUCCUGCGGAUAAGUGAUGACCACCUCCUGCUCAAACAGCAUGCAAACAGACAGGAGGAGAAAAUUAAAAGAAUGACCACCAAGUUAAUGCGGCUUGUUAACGACAGGAGAAAAUCCGAGCAGGCAGGUGGUGGGCCCAGGAGGCUGGGCCAGGCCCUGGAGCUGGAGGAGAUGAUGGAGCAUUUGCAAGAAAGAGUUCGUGAGCUGGAGAAACAAAACGAGAACCUGCGCAACAAACUCAUUUCCACCAAGCAGCAGCUGCAGCUCCAGGGCCACAGGCCCUGUCCCUACAGCCACGUCCAGCCCCGCGUCAACUCCGGGCUCAGGAAAGCCAGCGAGGCUGCUGGCACCCCCGAGCACGCCAGGAAAGGAAUGAGACUUCAGAAUUUAGAAGUGAGAUCAUCUGACCUUGUGCUCCCAAAAUAUGGACAGAGUCUGCUUGAGGAUUCAAGGGCUGAAAUAAGAAAUUUGGAGACUGUGAUUGACUCCCAGAGGAAACACAUUGAGGAACUAGAACAUGCCAGAGAGAUCCUCGUGAGUCAGCUGAGGAGGAAAGAAAAGGAGAUUGAAGACUCUCUCCUGAGGCUGAAGGAGCAAGGCACAGCAAGCCAGAGGCUGAACAUUCAGGACAACGUGGAAAUGAUCAAGGUCCGUAAACAGCUGGCUGAGAAAAGCAAUGCUCUUUCAGCUCUGGAAGGAAAAUUCCUCCAGCUUCAGGAGAACCUAAAGAAUUUGAGGACCAACCAUGAUGCUUUAUUAGCCAAAGGUGAUGAACUGAAUGCACAACUUAAAGAGGAAAGGUUAAAGUGCUUCCAUCUUCAGAAAGAAUUGCAGUCAGUAACUAUUUCAAACAGGAGGACAGAAGAGUUACAGGAAAGAAUAAAUUAUCUAGAAAAAGAGAAUGAGCUCUUGAAGGAAAACUAUGAUAAGCUGCAUAAUAGUGUCUUCAGCCUGCCCUACGACCAGCAGUGGAAAUCCAAGGAGCAGCAGCUGAAACUGCAGAUUGCCAAACUAGAGACAGCUAUCAAGUCUGAUUUAGCAGACAAAAAUGAAAUCCUUGACAAGAUUCAAGUAGAAAGAGACCAAAAGGAAAAGCUGAUGCAAGACAACAAGGACCUGCAGUUAUGCUACCUGGAACAAAAGCAACAACUAGAUGAUCUGAAAAAUCAAGUAAAGUUUUUGACCAAGUUUCAGGAAGGUGAUGUUGAUGUGGCAGAACUCAAUGAAGCUCUCUUGCUUAUAAAGGAUCGAAAGCAGCAGAAGAAUGGGGACCCUCUGUUUUUGGACAAACCAGGAGAUGAGAUCCACAAAGAUUCAGAACACUCCAUAAGGGAGCUGCAGUUAACACAUGCAGAAACAGUGCAAGAACUUGAAAAGACAAGGAAUAUGUUAAUUAUGCAGCACAAAAUUAGCAAAGAUUACCAGACUGAAGUAGAAACAAUGACUAAAAAGAUGGAAAGGAUACAGAAAGAGUACGAGUUCAAACUGGAGCAGGAUGCCCACCUUCUUGAUAUCAGAGCUGCACGGAUCAGAAAACUAGAAGCCCAACUAAGAGAUAUCGUCUAUGAUGCAAAAUCACCUAAGUCCAGACCAGAAAUAUCACCAGGUGAUCCCAUGGAUGGAUUUGUUGAAACUAUUCAUUUAGAGAAAGGAGAGAACCUUCUUGAAAUUCAUAUCAGCAAAGUGACCUUCUCUCCUGAAGCCAUGCACGCUCUCGGUGACCAGGAACCUGCAACCUUCUGUACUUAUGCCUUCUAUGACUUUGAACUUCAGAUAAGCCCAGUAGUCCAUGGGGGUGCCCCGUGCUAUGACUUCACCUCCCAGUACCUGGUGCAGGCUGACGACACCUUCUGCCACUACAUCCAGCACAGCAGCGUCCCCCUGGAGCUGCACCGCGCCCGCGGCGUCGAGUACCACACCCUGGCCACCUGCCACCUCAGCCUCCAGCACGUCCUGGAGAGCAACAGCAGGAUCUACAGCACAGCACAGUUAGUUGGAAAAGCAGGACAUGUUCAGAAUUACGGUACCAUAGAAUACUGGGUCAGGUUACAGGUUCCUAUGGAUCAAGCCAUUAUUCCUUACAAACAGACAUCCAGUUUUAGGGAACGUGAACAACCAUCCCAGAAACCAACCCCCAGGCGGAGGCAGCGAGCAGCACAAGCAGACAGGAGAGUCUCUUUUCUGGACCUCAGUACAACACAGGGAGCAUGUGUGGUGCAGGAGGUCAAACAGCCACCAGAGGAUCAGGGGAAGGAGGUGGCUGAAGGAAUUCAGCAGGGAAGAGAAGAGCUCUCCCAUCUCUCUGAGCAGCAGUUGCCUGAGCAAACAUCAGCUCCUUCUGCAGAUGAGACAGAAGUAACUGAAGAACUGGAACCAGAAGAUCAAGAUGAUAGACAAGAGGAUGAUGCUGUUGAAUCAAUAAAAACUGACAGUGAUGACUGUAUCAUUUCAAGUCCAGUCUCCACAAAUAUGAAACAGCUGAAUCAGAGUACUUAUGGCAAUUUGGAAGCGGAAAAAAUCCGGAUUAAAAUCACCUCCCUUGGGCUGAGUGACUCCCGGGUCACCUCGGAUGAAACAAUCCAGCAGCUCUUUGUGGAAUGCAGAUUAAACAACUUCCUGGCAGAGGAGACCCCCCUGUCACUCCCCAAGCCCACGGGGGGGCAGAGGAUCCACUAUAACUACAGCACAGUGAUAAAUGUGGAUAAGGCACAUAAUGGGGCAGAAAGAGAGUAUCUCAAGUCCAUUCUUCUGAAGGCAGAUCCACCUGCUGACAGCCUAAAAUUUACAGUGGUCAGUGAUCCCCCAGAAGACGAGCAGGACCUUGAGUGUGAGGAUAUUGGUUUCGCUUAUGUCAGUUUGAAAGAGAUAUUCCAGAAGCAGAGAGAUAUCAUUGAGCAAGACAUUGAUGUUUUGGAUUGCCAGGAUGGCAGUGCAGUGAUUGGGGAGCUGACAGUGACGGUGGAGGCCCUGCAGGCCCUGCGCUCGGUGCAUGAGGAGUGCAGCAGUGAGGAGGGGUGGCACAGGGGCCUCUGCCUGCAGGAGUUCCUGCUCCCGGUAUAAAGACAUGAUGGUGCAGCAAAGAGGAGAUCUCUGUCAUUCUUACAGUAGAUUUCAUAUAUCAUUUAUAUGAAAAGGAUGCUUGAUGUGCAAGUGUACAAUUUUGUAUGCUUUUCAGUCUGUUUUCUUGUUUUUAAGGUCCUGGCUGAAUCACAUAUCAACAGUUGAUGGUAUCAAGGUCUAACUCAGUCCUGGCAGUCUGUUUUCAAACCAAACCUGCUUGUCAAUGAUCAGAUACCAGCUGAGGGGACUUUGUCUAAAGAAAUAAGUGAUGGUGACCCUCCCAACAGAAAUGCUUGUAGGUUCUCACUCGGAGUAGUCCCUGCCAUUCCUCUCUCAGGACAGGGUCCCUGCUGCUGGCAGUGCCUGGGCAGGCUGCAGGAUUAGCUGCUCUCAGACCAUGGUCCUCCAGAGCUGGAGCCUGCUCAGCUCCCCUGGGCACCCUGUUCCAGUGCCUGACUGUCCCUAGAGUGAGAACAAGGAGAUGCAUUUCUAAACAUGACUUCAGUCCAAAUCAAAGCCAGAGCUAGAUCUAAGCACGUGGAGCAGUUUUUGCACUUAAUGUACCAUCUAAUAACUUAAUUAUUUUUUUUUAAAUUCUGGAGAUGGCAUCAAUAUGACCACGUUUGUCAUUUGUUUCAGCCAUUUAACAUUUUGCACAAAACCCAAAAUAACAAAGCAUUUUAGUGUUGAUUUUCCUGGUUUGCAGUAUGCCAUCAAAUUACCAUCCAGUUUUAUGAAGCAGUUGAUACAAAAUAGGUGUUAUUGUUAACAAUGUGGUUCACUCAGAUAAUUUUUCUGGAUAUUUCAGUGGUAAACAAUUUGUUAUGGUUUAUUCCUGGGUUGUUUGGGGUUUCUUUAUAUUAGACUUAGAUUAUUUUAAGCCUAAGGAAACAAACCAAUAAAUCAAACAGAUCAGUCUUACACUGAAAUUAUCUUCACAAGUUUCAUUCAUGAAUUCUUCACACAUUUUAGAUUUUUUCAAAGAUUUUCCCUGAGCUGUGAGAAACAGGGAUAUAAAUCUGUAACCUCUGUCCACACCCAUUCUAUGUAUCAAAAUAUCUGUUACUUCAGGGGUCCAGCAUCAAUAGCUGCAAGAUGGGUUUUGCACAUGAUCUAGCAAUGAUUUGUUUAACAUUUUUGUGGAUUUGGAAAACAACCUGUUUUCUGUUUAGACAAACUGUCAUUCUUGUUGAAUGCAAAAUUAUUUCCUUAUGUAUUAAAGUCACAAGAACUUGAAAAAAUGUUGGGAAAAUGUGGUCCUUCUACUACAAAAAAACUCAAUUUGAACCUUCUUUUGCUUGGAAGACUGUUAUCAACCAGUAGUUAUUCUGAUUACUGACUCCUAAACUUUCUGAUAGCCUUUGACUUCAGUUAUAAUGAACAACAGAAAAUGUUUUACCUUAUGUACAGGGCAGUUUUCCCAGAGAAAUUAAAGGAGACACCAAUCAGCAUCUGACUCCAAACACACAAAACAUGAACACUAAAUAAAAACCAGCAAACUUAAUAAAAGAACUUCAGAAAAUCUUUACAGGAAAUCUUCCUACAUUUUGAAAACAUUCCUUAAUGUUCUUUGCUCUGCAGUAAGCAUUGUAGUAUUACCAAAAUCAGACCCAUCUGGGAACCUGCCACUAGGUUGGUAAUGUCAGGGGUAUAAUUUCUAUCCCAGAUGAAAUACAAACAAUGGGUCUGUUUAUAACACAGUAUCAGAUGUGCAUCAUGCAUAGGGACUCAUUUUUCCCAACAAUUAGACAUGGAGGCUGCUGCCCUUGUCAAAACAGGGGUACAGGGCCUUUGUGCAGCAGUCAAGGGUGAAGCACAGGGAUGACUUUUUUUCCCUGUUAAUCUCACAGAGGCCUGCUAAACUGCAGAAAUGUUGCUGAUAAUUGUAACCUCUUCAGUAUUUGCGAAUCGUUUACACAGUACCUCAAUAAACAGAACAUGUACCAUUCACAAACUCUACAAAAUGUAUGCUUCAGGUAUUAAGCAGGAAAUUUAGGUUUUUGCUGAGGUCCUUGGAUCUUUAUGGUGCUGGUUAAGUGUGAAGGGUGCAAGGACUAACUCAACAACUUCAGCUUUGCCUGUUGUUCACAAACAUUUUCGGGGUCCCCACGUGGUGACUGCCAGAGCCCGACAGAGCCCAACCCCUGCUGGCUGUGGUUAGAAUUGCACAAAAAGGUGGAAAGUACUGAACUGUUUCCUUUUUGAAAGGGGUUUUGGGGUACAGGAUUAUUGUUUAGUUGUUUUUGUGUUCUUUUGUUGUUCUGCCCAUACACAGAUAUCCUUUAAUAAAGGGCUGUUAUUUUUUUCUUUCUCCACAA
Molecule: messenger RNA, 8450 nt
Organism: Pseudopipra pipra
Lineage: Eukaryota; Metazoa; Chordata; Aves; Passeriformes; Pipridae
Gene: RPGRIP1L
Product: RPGRIP1 like
Exons: 22
Coding region: 2914-6132 (1072 amino acids)
Biological process (GO): non-motile cilium assembly; retinal rod cell development
Cellular component (GO): photoreceptor connecting cilium
Molecular function (GO): thromboxane A2 receptor binding
Source: RefSeq, a predicted model, not a curated record